GCGUACCGAAGAAAAAUAUCCGCUGCCUUCAUGUACAUUGCGGUGCUUUAAUGUAUCUCGUAGAAACUGUAACUUGUAGAUGUGUCAUGUCUUCACGAUAUGAUGUCAGAUGAUAUGUUACCCCUCCAAACUAAAUGUGAAAUGUCACUAAACUUUCGUCUUUGACUGAUAGAGACUGAUUAGAUAUAAAGAAGAAGGAAAAAUAAGAUAUUAAGAAAUGGGUUAGGUGGAAGUUCGCAUAGCUGUCGUAACAAUGUUACUGCGGCUGUUAAACAGAAAUACUUCCGGCCUCGAGUCAAGUGGGCAGCUGCUAAUCCGUGCGGGGAUGUGAGUGGGCGUCCCCCGGCGUAGGUUGUGACGUAUUGAAGCCGAGGUGGGGCGUUGCCCACAACAUCGGGCCGAGAUGGGAGACCGCGAGGAGCGUCAGGACCUGCUCGUGCGAGACGGUUCGCACGAGUACGACGCCACCUCCGGCGCGGGGGCGGUCGGGCCCGGCGGCUACUGCAGCGACGACGACGAGUGCGAUGCGGACGGGGGCGGUGUCACCCUGUCGCCGGCGAGGGAGGCGGCGGAGGUUGCGGCCCUCGCCUUCAUGCUCGCCCUUUCGGCGGCGGUGGCAGUCGUCUUGCUGCCGCUCUACUUGGACACCGUCGCCUCGGUGGGCGACGCCUACACCGCGCUGCUGUUCACCACAAUCGGUUCGUCAGCAGUUCUGCUGCCAGUGGCGUGGGUGGCAGGGGGCGUACGCGUGGGCGGCUACGGCAGCGCCGGCAUCGCCGGCUACGCGCCACCGAGCGUGCGUUUCCGCCUGCGGCUGCAGCCGCGGCGGCGCUGGCUGGUGCCCCUGAGGGACGGGUCGCUUCUGGCCCUGGCGGGCUUCCUGACACUGAGUGCUCUGCAGGAGAAGCGGGUGCCGUGCCACGCCCAGGACCCGCUCAAGGGGCUCAUCAUGGUCGUCGCUAUCGUACACUAUUUCUUCUUCUCACACAGGGUGGUGUGCCUGCGGCAACUGUUCCUGAGCACGGGGGCGGCGGUGGGCCUGUUCGUGGCGUGCGACUACGCACUGUGCGACGGGUACCGGUGCCGCGGCUGGGAGCGGGACGGCGGGCGGGAGCAGGACGAGGGCCCGCCGCUGGGGCGCGGGCUGCGCGCCGCCUGGCUCGUGGCUUACCUGACGGGGCUCACCGUAUGGACGCUGGUGGCGGGUGCCCUGUCCGAGGGCGGCGAGAGGCCGUCCGCGCCGGGCGCGGCACUGCUGCACGCGGGUCGCCUGCACGCUACGGCACUGCCCCUCGCGCUCUUCCUGUUCGUUCUGGAGCUCGUGCCGGGCAUCGCUGGGGUGAGUGCGAAGAGCUGA
Messenger RNA from Schistocerca americana (American grasshopper), 1357 nucleotides. RefSeq lists its product as uncharacterized. Lineage: Eukaryota; Metazoa; Arthropoda; Insecta; Orthoptera; Acrididae. Bases 404 to 1357 code for a protein of 317 amino acids. The record is from RefSeq and is a predicted model, not a curated record. The transcript has 3 exons.